AUGGAAACCACAAACCCAUUGCCAUACCACAGCCAUCCUCACAUCACCACAUCCUCACAUCACCACAUCCUCACAUCACCACAUCACCAUUUUACAAAGACCGGUGCCUUCCCGAGUCCUCACCACAAAUGCGCCAUCACCACCACCAUUUUCAACCACCUUCCCCUCCCCGUUUCAUCACGCCCGCCUGGCCACAGUCAUAACAGAGACCACCUGUUAAUACCGGACUUGCUUAUCGUGAGCGCAGACGGGGCCCUCGACUCCUCCUCGGGUGAAACGCGGCGGAUUUACGCACGAGGGCCCUCCAGAGCGCACCCGUCGGGGGGAAAGACCACUCCGGGGGCACGUCGCGCUCUGUACGUACACGUGGCGGAGCACCCUCGGCCGCCGGGUCCCCCGAAGGCACCUGGCGCUGAUGCCGUUGGAAGAAGCGGUGGCGGAGGCGGUGGCGGAGGCGGUGGCGGAGGCGGUGGCGGAGGCGGUGGCGGUGGCGUGGCGGCGCCGGUAAAAGUAGCGGUGACGGAAGUAGAUGGCUACAUCAUUUCAUCUUGUUUCAUGAAACUCUGA
Penaeus chinensis is the source of this 567-nucleotide messenger RNA. Its product is annotated as homeobox even-skipped homolog protein 2-like. Lineage: Eukaryota; Metazoa; Arthropoda; Malacostraca; Decapoda; Penaeidae. The record is from RefSeq and is a predicted model, not a curated record. The transcript is spliced from 4 exons. The coding region runs from base 1 to 567 and encodes 188 amino acids.